AUGGAGCACGGCGGCAGGUUCGGCCCCGCCGGCGGCUACGACAACAGCAGCAGCGGUGGCAGCAGCCCGGCGGCGUCCCCGCGCUCCGGCCCCUCGGACAGCGACGGCUCCAGCAGCAGCAACGCCGACGAGGCCGACCGCGCUGGCCGCCAACUGGUGACCGUGGCCGAGUCGUCCGCUUGCGUGCUCGAUGACAUCGACAGGCACCAGCAGCGCAUGCUCGCACUCCUCCCGGCCUUCUCCUCUCCCGCCAGGCCCCGCGCGCGCGCGGACGCCUUGUCUCGCUGGCUCGCCGGGUUCGGUGCCGGCUGGGUGCUGGACACGGGCACGUUGGGCGGGGGCCAGCACGGUGGUGGUGGUCUCCUCUCGCGGCGGGAGGUCGGGAGGAGGGUCAGGGCAUGGGCGCAGGCGCUGAGCGCCAUGGAGCACGCAUUCCGCCUUCGCCACCAGAAGCUCAUGGCCGCGCAGGUGGUCGCUAUGGGGGAGCUCGCGGCCGCGAGCGCCGGAGCGAUGCUGACGCUGGCCGGCGCCGUGGCCGCGCUCGGGAGCUCCCCGUCGAAGCUGCUGGCGGUGCUCGACGUGUACAUCCCGGUGUCGGAGGCGUUCCCCGUCCUCGCGAGGCUCUUCUCCUGGGGCCCCGCGCACCCGGUCUCGGUCGCCGCCGAGGCCGCGCUCGCCGGGCUGGUGGACGCGGCCCGGCGCUGCAGGCGCGACCUCCGGACGUCGUUCAUAAGGUCGCACUACCCGUGGCGGAUGCCACAGGGUGGCGAGGUGCACCCGUGCGUCGGCUUCUGGAUGGGCUACUUUCGCUGCCUGCUGCGCAACCGCAUCUCCCUCUACUUCGUCCUCGCCGCCGCCGACGACGACAGUGACAGCGACAGCGAAGCACGGCCGCCGCCGCGCGCGCCAGCUGGCGGCGGCGGCCUCGGCCUGGUGGGGGAGCUCAUAUCGUGCCUGGAGGCCGUGCUGGAGGAGAAGUCUGCCGCGCUAGCGUUUCCGGGGCUAAGGCAGGUGUUCGUGCUCAACAACACGUUCGCCAUCGUGCGCCGCGCGGUGCGCUCCGACCUCAAGCUGUUCCUGCCGCCGGGGUGGGUUCGCGUCCGCGAGGAGCGCAUGGAAGGCUACAUCAAAGGCUACAUGGACGCGUCGUGGAAACCCGUCGUGUCGCGCUUGGACGGCGGCGGCACCAAGACCAAGUCUGGCGCUGCUCUCCGGCGCCGAAGCAAUCGGCUGAGUGCGUUCUACACGGCGUUGGAGAACACCUGCAGCGCGCAGAGAUGCUGGAAGGUGCCCAACCCGGUGAUCCGGGGAAUCCUCCGGAAGACUGUUGCAGAGAAUGUUGUGCCGGUGUAUCGACGGUACUUGGAAGACCAUCCGGAGGUAGAGGUGGCCAAAGGGCGCACCGUGGAGGAGCUGGAGCAGCACUUGUCAGAUUUGUUUGAAGGAUAG
Messenger RNA from Miscanthus lutarioriparius, 1449 nucleotides. The record is from the annotation of a GenBank genome assembly. Lineage: Eukaryota; Viridiplantae; Streptophyta; Magnoliopsida; Poales; Poaceae.